Molecule: messenger RNA, 1242 nt
Organism: Trichoderma atroviride IMI 206040
Lineage: Eukaryota; Fungi; Ascomycota; Sordariomycetes; Hypocreales; Hypocreaceae
Source: RefSeq, a predicted model, not a curated record
AUGACGACUCAUCAAACUGCCAAAACAAACUACGUUCCCUACCGCGAUGGCAAAAUAGCCUACCGCCGAUUCGGAGCUCCCAGCGGCGUUCCACUGCUCUUCCUCAUCCACUUCCGCGGCACCAUGGACAAGUGGGAUCCUCUUCUCGUAAACAACAUUGCAGCAUCCAGACCAGUCAUCCUCGUCGACUACUGCGGAGUUGGCCAAAGCACCGGCAUCGUCGCCAACAACUUCCGAGAAUGGGCAGACGACAUGCUCGAGUUCCUCUCCCUCAUCGACGUCAAGGAAGUCGACAUCCUUGGCUUCUCCCUCGGAGGCUUCGUGGCCGAGAUGAUGACGCUCAACGCCGACCCCAACAAGCUCAAGAUCCGAAAACUCAUCCUCGCGGCCGAGGAAUGGUAUGCCCGGAUCCAUGAGCGAAACGAGUCCACGAGCGGAGAAGUCCCCAGCAAGUGGCUUUCUCUCGGGUACAAGGAUGGCGGAGCGGGAUUGAAAGCGCAGGCGGAUGCCCUGGAGAAGUGGUUCAAUCCGGAAACCAGCCGUGGUGAGGAGGGCUCGUAUGACAGACUGGAGCAGAUUGAUAUUCCCGUUUUGAUUGCCAAUGGCUCUGACGAUUUCAUGAUUCCGACUGUCAACUCGUUCAACAUUCAGCAGAAGCUGCCUAAUGCCACGCUACUUGUCUACCCAAACAGCGGUCAUGCAUCCCAUUACCAGUACGCUGAAAAGUUUGCAAAGCAGGCUGUACAGUUUCUUGAGGACUAAAUUAGAUGCAUAAAAGUCCAUCAGAUGCGAGAGUUCAAGCUCCAUGGCUGCUCGACUGCAGUGUAGCUUGAUGUAAAACAAUAACUUGAUGACUACUAGUUUGGGUUUCUCGGUCAAUACUGGUCAUGUUAAGCUCUCAACAGUUUCAUUCCAUAACAGCUCGUACCUGUAUGUGAACUCCAUUGUCUGGCGUGUCUUUGUAUCUAGAUGGCUGUAACCCGAACGUAGUUCGUAAAGUUUACAUGGGCAGGACUAUGUUGUAUCUACUGCCAGCCAGUAUUUCACAGAGCCGAUGAGAUUAAAAGACAAGUUGUAAGUACCAUAAUAUAUGAGUCAAAGAAAUAAUCAUUAUUCAUUUGCAAGAGCACGCUUAUCCUGAAUAUCCUAUGCAUCUCCUUGCAGUGUAACCAAUAACCGACCCAGAUGUAAAAAACGCGUAUGAAGCGCUUUAUAAAAUAGUAAAAUAACCAAUCUCCUUCC